This is a messenger RNA of Vicia villosa (hairy vetch), 1646 nucleotides long. RefSeq lists its product as uncharacterized. NCBI's taxonomy places the organism in Eukaryota, Viridiplantae, Streptophyta, Magnoliopsida, Fabales, Fabaceae. Bases 229 to 1464 code for a protein of 411 amino acids. The record is from RefSeq and is a predicted model, not a curated record. The transcript has 12 exons.
CAAAAUAUUAAAAUAUAAACCUAGUCCACGGCACGUCCUUCAAGGAAACAAAAUAGAAGAAUUGAACGUGCUUCUUGCAACGAAGCAGAGAGUUCUACGCCAUCACCAUGUGAGAUAUGUCUCGUUUUUUGAGCUUCAGAUUCAUAUAGUCAGAUACUCAUCACCUUCUUCUCUCUUCCUCUCUGUAUCCAGAUGUUAUGCUUGGAAAAACUCCUCACAAGCUAAAAAAUGGGGUGCACUCACUCUAUGUACAAGAAGAAGAAAUCAACCAUUCAUGAAGUAGUUGUUUUAACUCCAUCAAUCAGAAUUCCAGUGCAAUCUGAUCUUCAAAGAUCACUCAAAGGGUUGGUUCCGAAGGAUCUUGCUGAUAAAUUGUCUUCUCUAAGGAACCAGAUUGUGUUGGUAGCAGAAGAUACUGAUGGAUCGGCUAUAGCUGAAUUGCGGCGAGCUUUGAAUGAAUACUUGUCUGUUCUCAUUGGACUUACUAAAAAAGAGUAUGGUCUUGAAGGACUAAUUGGAUUCAAGUGGAAAAACUUCGAAGAUGGAAGACAAGAUAGUAGUAUAGCAAAUGUGUGGUUUGAGGUGUUAUCUUCUGUUCACUUUAUGGCUAUGCUGACAUUAUCUGAGGCUGAUUCAAUGAUGAUCCCGAAAGACAAUUCAGAUUCUGGAUUCAGGGUUGUGUCUUCAGAUAACAAGAGGGAAGCGGUUGAUUUGUUAAUCAAGGCAUCAGGAUACUUGGAGUUCUGUGUUAGGCAAAUUCUUCCUCAAAUAUCAUUUGAAACCAGGAAAGUUUUGCCACAUGAUUUGCAGGAGGGUGUAUUGGAGGCUAUAGCUAUUCAAGCACUAGGCCAGGGAACUGAGAUUCAGCUUGGUCUUGCUGUGGAGAGUCAAAAGGCUACUUUGUCUGUGAAGAGGAGGUUGGCAUGUGAACAGCUCAUUUACUUUACUCAGGCUUAUCACUGCUUAUCAGGAUGUGACUUCAACCAAGGACAUGGAAAGAAGCAUCUCAGGUUCAUCAAAUGGAAAUUCCUUGAAUCCAAGGCUGCAGCAUACUACUACCAUGGUCUGAUCCUCGACAAGGGCAACGAACCGAGCUGUCACAUUGUCGCCGUGUCUUGUUUUCUUGCUGCAGAUGAACUUCUCGCAGAGAGCAAAAAGGCAUGUUUGAGCUUUUGUCUUGCAGCUCCAGUUACAAGGGCUCCUCCUCCAUGGGGUGUUAUGAAAGUUCUACAUCAGAAAAUUCCUGAAGUUGCAUCAAAGAAGUACCAAAUGUAUGGAUACCUUUUAGAGCAAGAAAAGGGUCUCCAAGCAUUGCCAGACCUACCUGAGUUUCAAUUAUCAUUGCAUCCAGAUGACUAUGAACUGCCUGAAGUUGAUCCAGCAUGGGAUACUAAAAAUUGGGAAACUUUAGGACAACCAUUGAAAGAGCAUCUUAGAGAUAAUGAUGAGAAUUCAACUGAUUGAUUAUACAGUUAUUGUUAUGGUUUUCUUUCUCUUCUAUUAUUUGUAGUUCAAUACCUGAUUGGCUAAUUAAAAUUACCAUAGAAUUAAUGGGGUCAUUGUUCAUUCACUUUAUGACUCUAAAGUUCUAAUACAAACAGUAUGAGACAUAGAUUUAUUGAUUUAAAUUGGAUGAUGCUUUUUAU